Molecule: messenger RNA, 2886 nt
Organism: Calypte anna (Anna's hummingbird)
Lineage: Eukaryota; Metazoa; Chordata; Aves; Apodiformes; Trochilidae
Gene: FES
Product: FES proto-oncogene, tyrosine kinase
Exons: 19
Coding region: 101-2590 (829 amino acids)
Biological process (GO): cell adhesion; chemotaxis; regulation of mast cell degranulation
Molecular function (GO): ATP binding; non-membrane spanning protein tyrosine kinase activity
Source: RefSeq, a predicted model, not a curated record
CAGACUGCGCCAGCCUUGAUCCCAGGAGGACGCCAGCACCAGCCCUGUGGUGGGAACCUCGCAGCAGACACAGUCUCCCCCGGCCCAGGACAGUGGGGCCAUGGGCUUUGGCCCAGAGCUGUGGAGCCCGCAAGGGCACAGCGCGCUGCUGCGGCUGCAGGACGGGGAGCUGCGGCUGCUGGAGCUGAUGAAGAAGUGGAUGUCACAGCGUGCCAAGAGCGACCGGGAGUAUGCAGGGAUGCUACACCACAUGUUCUCACAGCUGGAGAAGCAAGAGGGCUAUGGGCAGCUCCGCACCGGCGACUACAGCAGCCAGAUCGGGGAGUCCUGGUGGGUGCUGGCGAACCGGACCGAGUUGUUGAGCCAGAUCCUGCGGCGACACGCUGAGGAGCUGAGCGCAGGGCCACUGGCCAAGCUGAGCCUUCUCAUCCGUGACAAGCAGCAGCUCCGCAAGGCCUUCAGCGAGCGGUGGCAGCAGCUCAGCCAGGAGUACACGCGGACCACGCAUCAGGAGAUGGAGAAGCUAAAGGCACAGUACCGCAGCCUGGCUCGUGACAGCGCCCAGGCCAAGCGCAAGUACCAGGAGGCCAGCAAAGACAAGGAGCGGGACAAGGCGAAGGAGAAGUAUGUGCGCAGCCUUUGGAAGCUCUAUGCCCUGCACAACCAGUAUGUGCUUGCUGUGCAGGCAGCCGCGCUCCACCACCACCACCACUACCAACGGGCACUGCCUACCCUCCACCAGUCCCUCUACAGCCUGCAGCAGGAGAUGGUCCUCAUCCUGAAGGAGAUCCUCGAGGAGUACUACAGCAUCAGCAGCCUGGUGCAGGAGGAUGUGCUAGCCCUGCAUGAGGAAAUUGCCAGUGCCAUCCAGGCCAUCAACCCGGCCACCGAGUACAGUGGCUUCAUCCAGAGCCACAGGUACAGCUCCGAGGUACCACCGGCUGUGUCGUUUGACGAGAGCUUGCUGGAGGAGACGGAGAGCCUGGAGCCAGGGCAGCUGCAGCUGAACGAACUGACUGUCGAGAGCGUCCAGCACUCCCUGACGUCCAUCGAAGAGGAGCUGUCAGCCGCCACCGAGGCCGUGAACAGCAAGGAGCAGCGGGUACGGGAGCUGCAGGCGGAGAUCCGGAGCGAGGAGCAGGGCCGGAGCCCCGGGGAGCGACUGCACUUGCUGGGCAAGCGUCAGGAGCUGCAGGAGGCUCACCAGCAACUGGAGAGCUGCCUCUGUGCUCAGGACAAGCUGCGGGCACAGCGGGACCUGCUGGCCGGGAAGCUGGGAGAGCUAGGGGCUGGGGAACCCCUGCCCACCCUACCUCUGCUUGAGGACCGGCAGUCUGUGUCCUCCACGGAGCAGGAGCGGAGUGGGCCCACUGCACUGGAGACCCUCAAGAACCACAUCUCGGGCAUCUUCAGCCCCAAGUUCUCACCCGUCUCCAUCCAGCUGCCACCGCCCGUGCCCCUGAUCCCGGAGGUGCAGAAGCCGCUGUGCCAGCAGGUCUGGUACCACGGGGCCAUCCCGCGCUCGGAGGUGCAGGAGCUGCUGAGCUGCAAUGGGGAUUUCUUGGUGCGGGAGAGCCAGGGCAAGCAGGAGUAUGUGCUCAGCGUGCUGUGGGAUGGGCAGCCCCGCCACUUCAUCAUCCAAGCUGCCGACGGCAUGUACCGGCUGGAGGGGGAAGGCUUGCCCACCAUCCCACUGCUCGUGGAGCACCUCCUGCAGAACCAGCAGCCCAUCACCCGCAAGAGUGGCAUUGUCCUGGCUCGGGCUGUGCCCAAGGACAAAUGGGUGCUCAACCAUGAGGAUGUGCUGCUGGGGGAGCGCAUUGGCCGGGGUAACUUUGGGGAGGUGUUCAGUGGCCGCCUGCGUGCUGACAACACCCCUGUGGCUGUGAAAUCCUGCCGGGAAACCCUUGCACCUGAACUCAAGGCCAAGUUCCUGCAGGAAGCCAGGAUCCUCAAGCAGUACAACCACCCAAAUAUUGUCCGACUGAUUGGCGUCUGCACCCAGAAGCAGCCCAUCUACAUUGUCAUGGAGCUGGUGCAGGGGGGCGACUUCCUCAGCUUCCUGCGCUGUGAGGGGCCCCAUCUGCGGGUGAAGGAGCUGAUCAAGAUGACAGAGAAUGCUGCUGCCGGCAUGGAGUACCUGGAGAGCAAGCACUGCAUCCACAGGGACCUGGCUGCUCGUAACUGCCUGGUGACGGAGAAGAAUGUCCUGAAGAUCAGUGACUUUGGGAUGUCACGGGAAGAGGAGGAUGGCAUCUAUGCCUCCACUGGGGGCAUGAAGCAGAUCCCUGUCAAGUGGACUGCCCCUGAAGCACUCAAUUAUGGCCGUUACAGCUCCGAGAGUGAUGUCUGGAGCUUCGGGAUCCUGCUGUGGGAAGCUUUCAGCCUGGGUGGUGUCCCCUACGCCAACCUCAGCAACCAGCAGACACGGGAGGCGGUGGAGCAGGGCGUGCGGCUGGACCCCCCUGAGCAGUGCCCUGAGGAGGUGUACCGGCUGAUGCAGCGGUGCUGGGAGUACGACCCCCGCAAGCGGCCCAGCUUCGGCACCAUUCACCAGGACCUCACCGCCAUCCGCAAGAGGCACCGGUGAGGGUGGGCGGCAGGCUGAGCUCAGGGGUAGCUCCGCAAGCCCCGGAUCCCUCCCGGCGUCUGUCACUGUCCCAGGGCCUGUGGGGCGGCCGGGUACAGCUGUGCCCCCUCACCCCCCCACCCCCGUCCUACUUCGCUUAAGUCCCCUGCACGCCCCGGGGACGCAGCACCCGCAGCUCCUGCCGGGCUUUGUCCUGUGUAAUAAAGAAAUGAGCUUUGCAGCACCGUGUCUGUGGGGCAAAGGGGGCACAGACCCCGGGUGGGCCAGAGGGACAAUGCACCCGUCCUGCACCAGAA